Molecule: messenger RNA, 465 nt
Organism: Rosa chinensis
Lineage: Eukaryota; Viridiplantae; Streptophyta; Magnoliopsida; Rosales; Rosaceae
Product: putative ripening-related protein 2
Exons: 1
Coding region: 1-465 (154 amino acids)
Source: RefSeq, a predicted model, not a curated record
AUGAAGUACCACUUUUGUUCUUCAGGUGCUUUUCUCUUCAUCUUCAUCAUUCUUCUGACAAUCUGUUUGAGCAUUGAAGCUCGAACCUACAAUCCAAGUGGCAAAAUAGUCGGUAAAAUGCCUCCAGUGUCCGAGCAUACAAAAGCAACCUUGACGAUCAACAGCUUCGAGAAAGGUGGUGACGGUGGUGGACCGUCCAAAUGUGACGGUAAAUACCACUCCAAUAACACCCCGAUCGUGGCAUUGUCCACCCGGUGGUACAACAAUGGGAAAAGGUGUUCACACUACAUUACCAUAUAUGGUAAUGGAAGGAGUGUGAAAGCCAAGGUUGUUGAUGAGUGCGACUCAACAAAAGGAUGUAAUGAUGACAUCGUUGAUGCCUCUAAAGCUGUUUGGAAGGCCUUGGGAGUUAAGGAAAGCGGUAGCGACUGGGGUGAAAUGAAAAUAUUCUGGUCUGAUGCCUGA